UGUUAGUCUGCAAACGUAUCGCAAGUCUAUGUGCAGUGUUUGUUGUGAUUCAGUGUUUGACUGUCAGUAGUGUUGUCUCACUUCUCACUCAAUACUAACCACACAUUGACUUGACUUUGAAAUAUGAGUGAAACGGUGAACCAAAACGAGUCCACCGGCCAUAAGAGUGCACUCGUAGUGAAUGGAGACACAGAAGUGGACGAUUUGGUGACCAAAUGGGCGUUGGAUGACUGGACACAACUGUACAGAAUUGCCAUUAAGUUCUACAGAGACAAUGAGAGCAAAGCCUUUCACCCGACAUAUGACACUCGCAACCAAUUCAUGGCUUUUAUACUACAAGAAAAAUACGGCAAUUUUGACACAAAUAAAGCCAAACCGUUGGGUACUCUCGAUAUCGUCGGCAAAGAUCGCCGAAAUUCGUGGAUAUCUCUGAUAAAUACGGACAAACAGUCGGCGCAAAGAGGUUUUGUGCAACUUUUGAACCAAUUGUGUCCACUGUUUGAUCCGUACGUAAAAGCAAUGAAAUUGGAUUUCGACGAAAAGGAAAGACUGAGACGAGAGGCACAAGAGUUGGAGGACAAGAGGGCCCAAGAGUUGCACGAAAAGGAGAGAUUGGAGUUGGAGUUGAAGAGGGCUUCGGAACGGGAGACGAGGGAACGGGAGGAACAGAAACGUGCCAUUCAAGAGGCCCUCAAUCGACAAACGAUACAACAAUUUAAGUCUUACGCCGAACAACAAUAUCCGGGAAAUAUUGAGCAACAAAACGAUUUGAUCCGUCAAUUACAAGAACAACAUUAUCAGCAAUAUUUGCUACAAUUAGGGGAACAACAGCUCACACGGACUCACAACCAGAACAUGAAUAACACGAAAAACAAUUUCGUCAACAACGAGACGACUGUUAGGCCGACAAAUAACUCGCAAUCAAAUACUUUAGUCACACAAACCGUUACACUGGAGCCACAGAUGAUGGCACCGGACGACCAGCACAACAACCACUUGGAGCCGACCACUGGCUCUGAGAGCGACUCCGAAGAUGAGAGUUUUGGUCCGAUAGCGGGCGCCUCGAUGUGGACCCGGAAGGACAUCGCACUCUUCAAGGAGUCGAUUCGCUCGGAAGGGGGCGACGGUAUCAUCAAAGUAGGACACGGAGAGAUCGUUACCGUACGGGUGCCCACUCAUAGGGACGGCACCUGUAUUUUCUGGGAAUUCUCUACCGAUAGCUAUGAUAUCGGUUUCGGAUUACUAUUUGAAUGGACCAAAAAUCCCGGCAAUCAGGUGUCGGUUCACAUCAGCGAAAGUGAAGAUGAAGACGAGGAUGAAGAGGAAGGUGAAAUAGCUUUGCCUAACGAUAUAGAAAAGGGCGCUUCACUGGACCCGGAAAAGGAGGCCAUGUCUCCUAAGAGCCAAACAGACAGUUCGCCCAUAAGUGUAAUCAUUCCUAUCUAUCGAAGGGAUUCUCACGAAGAAGUAUUCAGUGGUUCCCACGUCUAUCCCGGUUCGGGCGUCUAUUUGUUGAAAUUCGAUAAUUCAUACUCUCUUUGGCGAUCAAAAACACUUUAUUACAGAGUUUAUUACACGCGAUAAAAGUGAUUCGUUUUUCAAUUAACUUAUUGUCAAGAUUUACGUGAAUAGCAGUCAACACAACACUUUCAUUCAUUC
Oppiella nova is the source of this 1659-nucleotide messenger RNA. Lineage: Eukaryota; Metazoa; Arthropoda; Arachnida; Sarcoptiformes; Oppiidae. The record is from the annotation of a GenBank genome assembly.